UUUCAGGAAAAAGUUAAAACUUCUGAUUAGGGUUUCUUAUAGUUCCUCGAAUUAGGAACAAAAUUACUUGGCUGUGCUGUUGGCAAUCCUCGCGAACAUGGACGAAGAAGUGGUGAAAAUUGGGGCCCGCGAAGAAGAUAAUUUUGUAAGAAGAAAAGAAGGAGCAAAUGGAAAUUUGAUCUGGAGACCUGUAAAUUGGUUUAGAAUGCUGAGUGACGAAUUGAGCUGGAGAUUUGUGUUGGCUGUGGUGAUUGUGUAUGGAAUCAAUCAGGGUACAAGUAUAGGAUUGUAUCGUGUUAGUGUACAGUACUAUAUGAAGGAUGUGCAGAAGUUGCAACCUUCUGAAGCACAAUUUUACUCUGGGAUUAUUCAAAUUCCUUGGAUUAUUAAACCUCUUUGGGGUCUUAUGACUGAUAUUGUUCCCAUUUUCAGAUUAAGAAGGCGCCCUUACUUCAUAUUUGCAGGUUUAGUUGGUUCCAUCUCCAUGCUAGUACCAGCAUUUAGCACAGACUUGUCUCUUGUAUGGGCCAUAUUGUCUUUUAUGACAGCAAGUGCAGGGGUUGCUAUAGCCGAUGUGACCAUUGACGCCUGUGUAACAGAAAACAGUAUAAGUCAUCCUUCUCUUGCUGGCGAUUUGCAGAGCUUGUGUGCAAUUAGCACCUCUAUCGGCCAGCUCGUUGGGUUUGCUAUGAGUGGCGUUCUUGUUCAUAUAAUUGGACCUAAGGGUGUAUUUGGAAUCUUAAGUAUUCCUGCUGGGAUGGUGAUUUUGGUCGGGAUGAUGUUGCAAGAACCCCUUGUCCAUAGCUAUUCUCACAAGCGUGUUAGCCAAAAGUUUCUUGACGCUACUAAAACUAUGGUGACAGCUUUGAAAUGCCCGGAUGUUUGGAGACCGUGUUUGUAUAUGUAUCUGUCACUUGCGUUUGGGUUGAACAUUCACGAAGGAAUGUUCUAUUGGUACACCGAUGCAAAAGCAGGCCCAUCUUUUUCUCAGGAAGUGAUUGGAUCCAUAUUUUCGGUAGGUGCAAUCGGCUCGCUUUUGGGUGUUCUUCUCUACCAAAAUGUGUUCAGAAACCAUCCCUUCCGCCACGUACUAUUUUGGACCCAACUGCUGUUUGGUGCAUCAAGUCUUCUCGAUUUAGUGUUGGUUUUGCGUCUAAACUUACAAUUUGGCGUACCAGACUACAUCUUCGUAGUGAUGGACGAAGCUGUUUCUAAAAUGAUCGCACGUCUCAAAUGGAUGCCACUUCUUGUUCUGAGUUCCAAGUUAUGUCCUUCUGGAAUCGAAGGCACGUUCUUUGCUCUGUUAAUGUCGAUUGAUCACGUUGGGUUGCUCUCAUCCUCGUGGGCGGGAGGACUCUUACUCCAUGCACUGAAUGUCACAAGAACACAGUUCGACAACUUAUGGACAGUCGUAUUGAUUCGAAGCUUUGCAAGACUUUGUCCAAUUGGGCUUCUGUUUCUGGUUCCCAGAAAUGAUCCAGAUUCAUCCAUCCUUCCGUCUGAAUUGCUAUUGACUAAAAAAGGCGACGAUGUACUGGAGUCAGAGGAUUCGGAAAUGAUCUCUCUGGUUAACAAUCACGUAUGAUCAAAGGUGGGUUUGUUCGUCAUGAAUUGAAGUCCGGAGAUAAACAUGAAAAGAGAAGACCAGAAGUAUUAUUGACGACACCACCCUUCAAAACUAGCCAUGAACCAUCCAGCCGGGUAUGCGUGCUUGUUUGGACAUGUUCAAGUCAUGAUCCAAUUUGCAGACAAGAAGACACUGUUUGUUACAAGCAGCCUUCUUGUCUGCAAAUUCCUUGGCGUGUUUUAAUAUAUCGCUCUGAAUUUAAGAUUGAAAAUCAUUCAAUUACAUAUUUAACGAAUCAUAAAUUGUAUCAAUAGAUUCAUAAUUUUGUGUACCAUACCCCGAAAA
Messenger RNA from Cynara cardunculus var. scolymus (artichoke), 1912 nucleotides. RefSeq names its product probable folate-biopterin transporter 3. Gene Ontology annotation, cellular component: membrane. The coding region runs from base 98 to 1585 and encodes 495 amino acids. The record is from RefSeq and is a predicted model, not a curated record. The transcript is spliced from 5 exons. Lineage: Eukaryota; Viridiplantae; Streptophyta; Magnoliopsida; Asterales; Asteraceae.